CUCAAGGAGGGGGCGGAGCUACGCGCCGCAGAGGCAGAAGUGAGCGGAGCCAACAUGGCGGCCGCUGGCGGAAGGCUCCUGGCGCGGAGCAGCGCCGCGGGAUGCAGAGGCUUCUGCACCCGCAGCAGCGCCAACACAGACCCUCCUGCCACCUUCCAGCCGCCCACCAAGCCGGACCCUUCUGCCUUCCAGCCGCCCACCAAGCCGCAUUUCGUGGACAAGGUCAAGCUGGAGUUGCAGAGGAGGUUCUUGAGCCCUGAAUUUAUCCCACGGAGACAAAGAACAUCGCCUUUUAAAUUCUACAUAGAGAGACUGGACAUGAUCCAGAGGAGGAAAGUAAUUCACAUUCCAGAGUUCUACGUGGGAAGUAUACUGUCCGUUACCACCGCAGAUCCAUAUGCCCAUGGCAAAACCAGCCGUUUUGUAGGAAUUUGCAUUCAGAGAGGAGGAAACGGACUUGGUGGUACCUUUGUACUUCGGAAUGUUAUAGAAAGGCAAGGUAUUGAGAUUUGCUAUGAAUUGUAUAACCCUCGAAUCCAGGAGAUCCAGGUUCUGAAGUUGGAGAAGAGACUGGAUGGCAACCUGAUGUAUUUACGGGACGAUCUUCCUCAAUACAGUACUUUUGAUGUGAAUAUGAAGCCUGUGCAUCUUCCAGCUUAUGAGGAUGUUCCUGUAAACACGCAAAAAGUCAGAAUGAAGCCUAAGCCCUGGUCAAAACGGUGGGAACGACCAAAAUUCAACAUUCAAGGAAUCAAGUUUGAGCUAUCUGAAGAAGAAAUGGAAGAAGCCAAAAAAUGGAACAAGCCCUGGGUACCAUUUGACAUGAUGCGAGAGUAUGACACUUCAAAACUAGAGAAGGAAAUAUGGGAAGAAGUGCAUGAAGGGCUGAAAAAAUAAUCCAAUUUUUUAUAUGGUGGAGACCUGUUAUGGAAAUGAGGCCCUGCCUUUGAGGCUAAUACAUAGUUCCAUAGUUGUAUAUAAUAUAUACAUAGAAACUAAAAUAAAGGUGAUCUUUUCAGAGAGUAA
Molecule: messenger RNA, 1026 nt
Organism: Alligator sinensis (Chinese alligator)
Lineage: Eukaryota; Metazoa; Chordata; Crocodylia; Alligatoridae
Gene: MRPL19
Product: mitochondrial ribosomal protein L19
Exons: 6
Coding region: 55-897 (280 amino acids)
Biological process (GO): translation
Cellular component (GO): ribosome; mitochondrial large ribosomal subunit
Molecular function (GO): structural constituent of ribosome
Source: RefSeq, a predicted model, not a curated record